AUGGAGGCCAAGUUCUUCCGCUUUCUUAAGAUUGUCGGAGUCGGUUUCAAAGCUAGAGCAGAGGCCGAAGGGCGUCUCCUGUACCUAAAACUUGGUUAUAGCCAUGAGGUGGAAUUGGCAGUGCCUCCUGCAGUUCGUGUAUUCUGCUUCAAAAACAACGUAGUAUGCUGCACUGGGAUUGACAAGGAUAGGGUGCAUCAAUUUGCUGCUGCUGUUCGGAGUUGCAAGCCUCCUGAGGUUUACAAAGGCAAAGGUAUUAUGUACAUCGAUGAGGUCAUAAAGAAAAAGGAGGGGAAGAGAUCAAAAUAA
Molecule: messenger RNA, 309 nt
Organism: Salvia splendens (bonfire salvia)
Lineage: Eukaryota; Viridiplantae; Streptophyta; Magnoliopsida; Lamiales; Lamiaceae
Product: 60S ribosomal protein L6, mitochondrial-like
Exons: 1
Coding region: 1-309 (102 amino acids)
Biological process (GO): translation
Cellular component (GO): ribosome
Molecular function (GO): rRNA binding; structural constituent of ribosome
Source: RefSeq, a predicted model, not a curated record